Messenger RNA from Haliotis rufescens (red abalone), 1818 nucleotides. RefSeq lists its product as uncharacterized. Lineage: Eukaryota; Metazoa; Mollusca; Gastropoda; Lepetellida; Haliotidae. The transcript is spliced from 10 exons. The record is from RefSeq and is a predicted model, not a curated record. Gene Ontology annotation, cellular component: extracellular region. The coding region runs from base 34 to 1818 and encodes 594 amino acids. Gene Ontology annotation, molecular function: chitin binding.
UUGGUGUAACAGUGGAAUAAUUGCAGGUACGAUAUGUCUUGCAGUAUAUUGUCUGCCCCCAGGAUGACGGUCGUUGGCAGCUGCGUUGUCCUAGUCUUGUGCUCGGUAGUUCUUCAAGUCUCUGGCACCAAAAAUGGUUGGGCACCACAGUGGAUGCAUGACCGAUUCUGUGACGGGCGGCACGAGUACGUGUCUCUCCCCUGGGACUGUUCGGGGUACAUCCACUGCGGGGACAAGAGCUCUCACUGGCUCAAUUGUGCACCCACACUCAAGUUUAACAAUCAGAGUCAAACAUGCGAUCUCAAGUCACCAUCGUGCGAAAAUCCCGAAACUGUAGCGACCAAAUGGUGCCAAGUGUACUCCACCCUGAAAUUCGCCCAUCCCCACAGCUGCUCUCUGUACUACGACUGCUCCAAGAACACGCCCUCUCCAGAGUAUGGUCUCAAGGUGUACGAGAAGGAAUGCAAAUGGCCGACCCUGUUCGACCCCAUCGAAAUGGUGUGUCAGGAGGACACAUUCAACACAAUUGUCUGUGAUAAGAGGCCGGUGUCGAGAUGUGACUACGUGACGGAAUGCACCACCCCCGAGUCCUUCAAUGACGCCUGUGUCAGCCUGCCUGAUGGACCCCACGCCGAGCACAGCGCCCCCUUCAGCACCACCUUCGUCCGCUGCGUGGGACAGAGAGUGCAGGAGAAAGUUACGUGCGACACAGGGGAGGUGUUCGACACAGGCAUCAGCAACUGUACAGGGAAUUUCGAGAAUUCCGUCAAUGAGUACUGCAGGAACAACCCAACAGCUGUUUUCGCCGACCCGUUCGACUGCGCUCUGUUCUAUAACUGUUCCGCGAGCCGGCACCGGUUUGGUCUGGAAGAGUACCAGGCGGAAUGCAGGUACAUGCACCUGUUUGACAUGAAGACCAACACGUGUGUCGACUUUGCCGACCUCAAGGCCUCAUGUGGAACACGACGGGAGCCUAAAGCACCAUGUGACUACAGGGUGAAUGACUGCACCGCCGACGGCUGCACCCCCUGCUCAGCCAGCUGCGUCGGACUCCCCGACGGCGACGUCCCCUACCCCAACAUGCACUUCACUCGCUUCUACCUCAACUGCAGGGGAGGACGCACGGUGAAGAUCAAACGUUGUACUAUCCCUAGGAUAUUCUCAAUAGCCCAGAGAACAUGUGCCAACCCUGAAGACGUUGAUCGAAGUGCCACGUUACCGCUACCUGCUGCUGUGACUACGACUGUAUCAACAGCGUCACCGACCACAUCAACAGUGUCAAUACCUUCUCCAACCACUGCUCAUUCCACAACCGAUUCAUCCUCGACCACCCCUGCUGCGCCAACUACCACAGUUACCACCACACCAUCUUCUACAACUACGCCAACGUCGACAGCACCGACGACACCAUUCACUGUAAAUCCCAAUUGUGGAUGUAAGCCGGAGCUUAGUCCAAUCGUCAGAACCCUCAAUGAAGUCCUACCAAAGGUCAAUGCCCUCUCGGCUAGAAUGGACAAUGAAGUGCGUCCUCCCUUCAGCUGUGACACACCCCCAACACUUGCUGACAGUCACGUGAAGCUGUCGUACGCCCCCGACAACGCAGUUGCCACGUACACGUGUGAUGAGGGACAUGCGCCCUGUUUUGCUGGCAUGACAAGCACAUGCAGCUCGGACAACAUGUGGACACUCCAGUCUUUGGGUCAGUGUGUCCAGAAUACCUGGACCAAUCAACCUGCACAAGUCGGCGCCCGCACCCUGUGUCCCCCAAGGCCUGGGAGCGUGUGGGCUUUUACCGGACGAUACACACGUGAUAAGUAA